AUGAUCAACCGUGGCGGUAGAGUAUUUUCUUCUCCUGAAAUAGCAACUUCUUCCCAUAGUGAAGUGCCAACUAAUCUAGACAUUACUUUCGAAGGAAUUGCUGCAAAUGUAAAGCUACUUCUGAAAUUAAUCCACGAACAAAGCCACGCCAGCAUUGAUGACCUUGAUGAACGGAGAAUGCAAAGGGUUGCUGGCAUGAUCACCAUCCUAGACGAUGUUAGGACACGGAUCCAAAAAUAUUCUCCACCAGUUGGCAAAAGUUUAAAGGAGUUUAGGCGCUGCAACACAGAUCUAAGACCACACCGUGCCCCAAGGGACAAGAAGUCUGCUGAUGUUGUUGUAAUUGAUGAGAAAGAGAAGUUGAGGAGAGAGCUGCAUUCAAGCAGUUCAGCAAGGAAGAGCCUUGAAGCACUGUGUAGUAGCUUGGGAAAGGAGAAGGAAAUUAUGGCAUCAGAACUUCGUAAAAAAGUUCAAGAAUUGAAUGGAAUGGAGGAACUCAUCAAUAACCUCAAAGCACAAAACGAGACAUUGUUGGAUAAAGUACGAGAUUGCGCCGCAGACCAUAGAGAUAACAAGUAUGGUGGAGAGACUCAUCAGGAGGGAAUCUAUGCUUCCCUUCAAGAGCGAAACAAGGCACUUUCGGAGCAACUGUCGAAGUCCCUUGACGGUUAUAGAUCCUUAAAGAGGAAAUAUAAAGAUGCAAAAGAGGAAAAUAUAGGAAUUCGAACAACAAUGGAGGAAAUGGAGGUUGAAGUAGCAGCAGGGCUUGAACUAAUACAUGGACUCAAGCAGCAGUUGGCAACAAAAGAAGUACAGAAAUCAGAUAUUGAAAAGGAAAUUUCAGAAUUAGAGUAUAUUGUUGUGAUGCCAAUUGAUUUCAAUCAAAUCAUAGAUCGUACAUUCAAUUCAUCAUAA
This is a messenger RNA of Durio zibethinus, 915 nucleotides long. Lineage: Eukaryota; Viridiplantae; Streptophyta; Magnoliopsida; Malvales; Malvaceae. The record is from RefSeq and is a predicted model, not a curated record.